Messenger RNA from Myotis lucifugus (little brown bat), 9943 nucleotides. It is a transcript of the gene ZNF292, whose product is annotated as zinc finger protein 292. Gene Ontology annotation, molecular function: DNA-binding transcription factor activity, RNA polymerase II-specific; DNA binding. Gene Ontology annotation, biological process: regulation of transcription by RNA polymerase II. The record is from RefSeq and is a predicted model, not a curated record. Gene Ontology annotation, cellular component: nucleus. NCBI's taxonomy places the organism in Eukaryota, Metazoa, Chordata, Mammalia, Chiroptera, Vespertilionidae.
GCGGUGCGGUACGGGUCUGUGCAGCGCGGGGAACUCGUGAAGCAAGGAGGCGCGCGCGGCCUGCAGGCAGACACAUUUGUCCCCUCUGGGUCUGCCCAGCUUUACUGAUCGCGGGGGUGGAGUAAAGGUUUGUUUCUCUCUCCCAGAGUUUCCUCUGAAAUCAACUCUCUGUAGAGCGAAGGUCCAGUAUGGCUCUAUCUCGCCUGUAGCAAUCGCAGUGUGUCCAAAAUGGGCACCAGCACAGAGUUUCUCCGAGACGCGGAGUCUCUUGGCCCUGGAGUUCAUUCUUGUUUUCUCGAUGGAAUGGGCCUCCGAAAUCCCCCAGGACCGUCUCAGUCACUCUUCCACAAAACUGUACAUUUCCUUAAAGAAGGGAUAGUUUUUACUCACCUUUGAUUUUCCCACCAAGUAAUGCCUACACGUACUUUCAUAUAUAGCGUGUUUUCAGUGAUGGUGGUUUCUGUCGUGUGUAGGAGAAUCUUCAAUCACAGCGACACAGAGCAGUCAGCUACCGCUUAGUCUAGAAAUACUUGGGUGGCUUAAAAAUCAUCUUGCUACAGCGUCCACACUUGCAUCGUCUGAAAUCUUUCAAGCUAUGCUUUUCACGAAUUUGCUCCGUCCUCCUGAUGAGGAUUUGAACUUCAUUCUGUCCUGGUCCAGUGGUCAUUUUUCUCUGUCGCCUCCGCCUCCCAGAGAUUGUUUUUCCUGGGGAGAGGCGUCCCCGGGGCUGAAGAGGAGACUGGAGCGAGAGCGGGCGCCUCGGACACUCGAUCCCUCCUCCCGAGCCCGGUGCGUACGCGACGGAGCGGGGUGUGAAGAUGGCGGACGAGGAGGCCGAGCAGGAGAGGCUGAGUCGCGGCGGAGGCGGCUGCGUCGCGGAGCUGCAGCGCCUGGGCGAGCGGCUCCAGGAGCUGGAGCGGGAGCUGCGGGAGAGCCGGGCGCCGGCCGUGGAGGCGGCCACGGAGUACUGUCAGCAGCUGUGCCAGACACUCCUUGAAUAUGCAGAGAAGUGGAAAACUUCAGAAGAUCCCUUACCUUUGCUGGAGGUAUACACAGUGGCCAUCCAAAGUUAUGUUAAAGCCCGACCUUAUCUUACCUCUGAAUGUGAAAAUGUAGCAUUGGUUCUGGAACGCUUGGCAUUAAGCUGUGUUGAACUUCUACUGUGUCUGCCUGUUGAGUUAUCAGAUAAACAAUGGGAACAAUUUCAGACACUGGUGCAGGUAGCUCAUGAAAAGCUGAUGGAGAAUGGCAGCUGUGAAUUGCAUUUUUUAGCUACUCUAGCUCAAGAGACUGGGGUGUGGAAAAACCCGGUACUGUGCACUAUUCUUUCCCAGGAACCAUUGGAUAAGGAUAAAGUGAAUGAAUUUUUAGCUUUUGAGGGUCCCAUCUUGUUGGAUAUGAGAAUUAAACAUCUAAUCAAAACAAAUCAGUUAAGUCAAGCAACUGCUCUAGCAAAGCUGUGUUCUGACCAUCCAGAGAUUGGUACAAAAGGUAGUUUUAAGCAAACUUACCUUGUCUGUCUUUGCACAUCAUCACCAAAUGAAAAGUUAAUCGAAGAGAUUUCAGAAGUUGAUUGCAAAGAUGCACUAGAAAUGAUCUGUAACUUAGAAUCUGAGGGUGAUGAAAAAAGUGCCCUUGUUUUAUGUACUGCAUUUUUGUCACGUCAGCUCCAACAAGGAGAAAUGUAUUGUGCUUGGGAACUCACUCUCUUUUGGAGUAAAUUACAGCAGAGAGUAGAACCAUCUGUACAUGUGUACCUGGAAAGAUGUCGUCAACUUUCUUUGUUAACCAAGACAGUAUAUCACAUUUUCUUCCUGAUUAAAGUUAUUAAUUCAGAGACUGAAGGUGCUGGACUUGCUACCUGUAUAGAACUGUGUGUAAAAGCUCUUCGCUUGGAAUCUACAGAAAAUACUGAAGUGAAAAUAUCUAUUUGCAAGACCAUUUCUUGUUUGUUGCCUGAUGAUCUGGAAGUUAAACGUGCUUGUCAACUGAGCGAAUUUCUUAUUGAGCCUACAGUAGAUGCAUAUUAUGCUGUGGAAAUGUUAUAUAACCAGCCAGACCAGAAAUAUGAUGAAGAGAAUCUUCCAAUACCAAAUUCUCUGCGCUGUGAGCUCUUACUUGUAUUAAAAACUCAGUGGCCCUUUGAUCCAGAAUUCUGGGACUGGAAAACCUUAAAGCGACAGUGUCUUGCAUUAAUGGGGGAAGAAGCAUCCAUUGUGUCUUCAAUUGAUGAACUAAAUGACAGUGAAGUUUAUGAGAAAGUAGUAGACUACCAGGAAGAGACUAAAGAAACUUCUGUGAAUGGACUUUCUGGUGGAGUUGGUGCUAAUUCUGGCCUUCUUUGCGAUGAAAAGCAGAAGAAGAGAGAGAUAAAGCAAUUAAGAGAGAGAGGAUUUAUAUCUGCUAGGUUUCGGAAUUGGCAAGCCUACAUGCAGUAUUGUGUGCUAUGUGACAAAGAAUUUCUUGGUCAUAGAAUAGUACGACAUGCUCAAAAACAUUACAAAGAUGGGAUUUACAGUUGUCCUAUAUGUGCAAAGAACUUUAAUUCUAAAGAAACUUUUGUCCCUCAUGUCACAUUGCAUGUUAAACAAUCUAGUAAAGAGAGACUAGCAGCUAUGAAACCAUUAAGAAGAUUGGGAAGGCCGCCUAAGAUCACAACUACCAAUGAUAAUCAGAAGAUUAAUGCUGUAGCCAAGCAGGAACAGCGGCCUAUAAAAAAGAAUAGUCUUUAUUCAACAGACUUUAUAGUAUUUAAUGACAAUGAUGGUUCAGAUGAUGAAAAUGAUGACAAAGAUAAGUCUUAUGAGCCAGAAGUCAUCCCAGUCCAGAAACCAGUACCUGUCAAUGAAUUUAAUUGCCCUGUAACUUUUUGUAAAAAGGGCUUUAAGUACUUUAAAAAUCUAAUUGCUCAUGUAAAGGGGCAUAAAGAUAAUGAAGAUGCCAAGCGCUUUCUUGAAAUGCAAAGCAAAAAAGUUAUUUGCCAGUACUGCAGACGCCAUUUUGUAAGUGUUACUCAUCUCAAUGAUCACCUACAAAUGCACUGUGGCAGUAAACCAUAUAUCUGUAUACAGAUGAAAUGUAAGGCUGGUUUUAAUAGUUACGCAGAGCUCUUAACCCACCGAAAGGAGCAUCAAGUUUUUAGAGCAAAGUGUAUGUUUCCUAAAUGUGGCAGGAUUUUUUCAGAAGCUUAUUUACUAUACGAUCAUGAAGCACAGCAUUAUAAUACCUAUACUUGUAAGUUCACAGGUUGUGGUAAAGUGUAUCGUUCUCAGAGUGAGCUAGAAAAGCAUCUGGAUGAUCAUAGCACUCCUGAAAAAGCACUGCCUCCAGAAGACCAACUUAAUUCUUCUGGAGCUUCUGUUCAGCUUCCCAAAGUGAAUCAGAACUCAGAAGGGACAACUGAUAAAGAAAGAUCUAUGCUUCCUUCACAAAAUAACGUUGAAAAUACGUUAUCAACAGAUAGAUGUGAUGCUUGGGAUAAAAGCAAUGAAGAAUCAGCUGUGGCCAAACAAGACCAUAUUUCUGCUUCUGAGCUCAGGCAAGCUGAUGAACCAUCGUCAGAUGGUUUGGAAAACCCUGCUACUACUCCUCUGCUACAGGCCAGUGAAGUGGCUGUGUCCAUUAAGGUGUCCCUCAAUCAGGGAAUUGAGGAUAACUUUGGAAAGCAAGAAAACUCAACUGUGGAAGACACUGGAGAAUCACUGGUCACAAACAUACAUACAGUAGUUGAAGAUACUUGUAAUGAUUUGUGUCCAAGUUUCCAGGAGAGAAAAGAACAGGAUUGCUUUAAUGAAGCCCAGAUUACUCAGAAUUCUUUAGUAAAUUCAGAAAUGCUCAAAAUAGGUGACCUUACCCCACAAAACUUAGAAAGACAAGUGAACAACUUGAUGACUUUUUCUGUGCAAAAUCAGACAGGAUUUCAAAACAGUUUGCCAACAUCCAAACUUGAAUGUGGAGGUAAUGUUAAAACAUCAGCCAAUCUUUAUAAUUUACCCCUUAAGACAUUGGAAAGUAUCACAUUUGUUCCACCACAGCCCAAUCUAAGUAGUUCUUUAGGAACUCCAUCAGUGCCUCCAAAAGCGCCAGUUCAGAAGUUCAGUUGCCAGGUUGAGGGAUGUACUCGAACCUAUAAUUCUUCACAGAGUAUUGGGAAGCACAUGAAGACAGCACACCCUGACCAGUAUGCUGCAUUUAAAAUGCAAUGCAAAAGUAAAAAAGGCCAGAAAUCUAACAACUUGAAUGUACCAAAUAAUGGAAAGUUUGUUUAUUUUUUGCCAUCACAGGUGAGCAGCUCUAACAAUGCAUUUUUUACACCACAAACCAAAGCCAAUGGGAAUUCUACUUGUUCAGAUCAGUUGCAGCCCGUCUCAUCAUCCAUUUUUCCAGCUCAGUUAGCCAGUGUAUCAACUCCAUUGUUACCCUCAGUGGAAAGUGUCAUAAAUCCAAAUUUAACUUCUCAGGAUAAAAAUGAACAGGAUGGUAGUAUGUUAUGUUCCCAGAUGGAAAAUUUGUCUAAUACUACCUUACCAGCACAAAUGGAAGAUCUAACCAAAACAGUUUUGCCUUUGAAUAUUGACAGUGGCUCAGAUCCUUUCCUUCCUUUACCUGCAGAAAGUAGUUCAAUGUCUCUCUUUCCUUCACCAGCAGAUAGUGGAACUAAUUCUGUUUUUUCCCAACUGGAAAACAAUACAAAUCAUUUUUCCUCACAGAUUGAAGGAAACACUAAUUCCUCCUUUCUAAAAGGUAAUGUUGAAAAUGCAGUUUUUCCCUCACAAGUAAAUGUUGCAAAUGACUUCAGCAGCACCAGUACGCAACAAUCUGCUCCUGAGAAAGUUAAAAAAGACCGUGGGCGAGGCCCAAAUGGGAAGGAAAGAAAACCCAAGCACAACAAAAGGGCUAAGUGGCCUGCAAUUAUCAGAGAUGGGAAAUUUAUCUGUAGCAGGUGUUACAGGGCUUUUACCAAUCCCAGAUCACUGGGUGGACACUUGUCUAAGCGAUCUUAUUGUAAACCUCUGGAUGGAGCAGAAAUUGCUCAAGAACUUCUACAGAGUAAUGGACAGCCUUCUCUUCUUGCCAGCAUGAUUCUCUCCACAAAUGCAAUAAAUUUGCAGCAGCCACAACAGUCUACCUUCAAUCCAGAAACAUGUUUUAAAGAUCCAUCAUUCCUGCAACUUCUUGCUGCUGAAAAUCGCUCUUCAACAUUUUUACCAAAUACAUUUCCUAGGACUGGUAUGACUAACUUUAAUACAAGUGUUAGCCAAGAAGGAAGUGAAAUUAUUAAACAGGCUUUAGAAACUGCUGGCAUUCCCAGUACAUUUGAGGGUGCUGAAAUGCUUUCUCAAGCUCCAACAGGUUGUGUCUCGGAUGCAGCACAAGUAAAUGCUACAGUGGUACCAAAUCCAGGAGUGCCACCAACCCUGUUGCAGACUGUGUGCCACCCAAACUCCCUGCUGACAAGCCAGAAUAGAACACCAAACUCCAAAACUCCCUCCAUUGAGGAAUGCAGCAGUUUGCCCAUUUUUCCAACAAAUGACUUACUACUGAAGACUGUUGAAAAUGGUUUGUGCUCUAGUACAUUCCCUAAUUCUAGUGGGCCAUCACAAAAUUUUACCAGUAACAGUUCACGUGUUUCAGUUAUAAGUGGUCCUCAGAACACAAGGUCCAGUCAUUUAAAUAAAAAGGGAAACAGUGCUUCUAAGAGAAGAAAGAAAGUUACCCCUCCGCUAAUUGCACCUAAUGCUUCCCAAAACUUGGUAACUAAUGACUUAACAGCAAUGGGACUUAUAGCAAAGAGUAUUGAGAUACCAGCUAACCUUCAUUCAAACGUAAUUCCAAAUUGUGAACCUCAGGCUUUGGUGGAAAAUCUAACACAGAAAUUAAGUAAUGUGGACAAUCAGUUAUUUCUGACUGAUGUGAAAGAAAACUUUAAAACUAAUCUUGAGUCUCAUACAGUGUUAGCUCCUUUACCAUUAAAAACUGAAAAUGGUGAUUCCCAAAUGAUGGCUUUGAAUUCAUGCACUUCAAUAAAUUCUGAUUUGCAGAUUACUGAAGAUAAUGUUAUACAAAACUUUGAAAAGACUCUUGAAAUUAUUAAAAGUGCUAUGAAUUCUCAAAUACUUGAGGUAAAAAGUGGAUCUCAGGGUGUUGGUGAAACAUCACAGAAUGCUCAAAUAAAUUAUAACAUUCAACUUCCUUCAGUAAACACUGUACAAAAUAACAAAUUACCUGACUCUUCUCAGUUUUCCUCCUUCGUAGGUGUUGUGCCGACAAAGAGUAACAUUCCUCAGUCUGAAGUAUUCCAUAAGGAGGAUCAAAUACAGGAAAUUUUAGAAGGCUUACAGAAAUUAAAAUUAGAAAAUGACCUAUCCGCUCCAGCAUCCCAAUGUGUACUAAUAAAUACAUCAGUGACACUGACUCCUGCUCCUGUUAAAGCAAUUCCAAAUGUUACAGUCGUUCAGCCAGUUUCUGAAAUGAUAAAUAUUCAGUUUAUUGACAAAGUUAAUAAACCCUUUGUGUGUCAAAACCAAGGCUGUAAUUACAGUGCAAUGACAAAGGAUGCACUGUUUAAGCACUACGGUAAAAUUCAUCAGUACACUCCAGAGAUGAUACUUGAAAUUAAGAAGAAUCAGUUGAAAUUUGCUCCAUUUAAAUGUGUAGUACCUACCUGCACAAAAACAUUUACAAGAAAUUCUAACCUCCGGGCGCACUGUCAGUUGGUACAUCAUUUUACAACAGAGGAAAUGGUAAAGUUAAAAAUAAAAAGACCUUAUGGGAGAAAAUCUCAGAAUGAAAGUUUGUCAGUCUCACGAAUAACACAAGUAAAAAGACAGCUAUCUAUGAUAGAGGAAAAUAAAAGGGAAUUUCAGUCUGCUAUGGAAUUGGGAGCAAUGAAGGAAAAUGCCUUCAGUAAUAUAGCAGUGAUUCCAGAAAAUCAACUUAUAGAAAAAAAAAGUUCUGAAAAAACAGAAAGUUCUUCGCAAGUGAGUACAGUUACUUCAGAACAGUGUAAUACAAAUUCUCUCACAAACAUACAAACCAAAGGACGGAAAAUCAGGAGACAUAAAAAAGAAAAGGAGGAGAAAAAACGCAAGAAGCCAGUUUCUCAGUCCCUUGAGUUUCCAACAAGAUACAGUCCUUACAGACCUUAUCGAUGUGUUCAUCAGGGUUGCUUUGCUGCCUUUACAAUACAGCAAAACUUAAUACUGCAUUACCAGGCUGUACACAAAUCAGAUCUACCUGCAUUUUCUGCAGAGGUUGAAGAGGAAAGUGAAACUGGUAAAGAAAGUGAAGAAAUUGAAACUAAACAAACUGUGAAAGAAUUUCGAUGUCAGGUGAGUGACUGUUCUAGAAUUUUCCAAGCUAUUACUGGCUUAAUACAACACUAUAUGAAACUUCAUGAAAUGACUCCUGAAGAAAUUGAAAGUAUGACUGCUUCCGUGGAUGUUGGGAAAUUUCCGUGUGACCAGUUAGAGUGUAAAUCUUCCUUUACCACAUAUUUGAACUAUGUUGUUCAUCUUGAGGCAGACCAUGGAAUUGGGAUAAGGGGGAGUAAAACUGAAGAAGAUGGCAUAUACAAGUGUGAUUGUGAAGGCUGUGACCGUAUAUAUGCAACUCGGUCUAAUCUCCUUCGACACAUUUUUAAUAAGCAUAAUGAUAAACAUAAAGCUCAUUUGAUUCGGCCAAGAAGAUUAACAUCUGGUCAGGAAAAUAUAUCAAGCAAAGCAAACCAAGAAAAGACAAAGUCUAAAUAUCGGGGGACAAAACACAGAUCUGGAAAGGAAGGAACCAAAAUGCCUAAGAUCAAACGAAGGAAAAAAAAUAAUUUAGAAAACAAGAAUGCAAAGAUUGUACAGAUUGAAGAAAAUAAGCCUUAUUCUCUGAAACGUGGAAAGCAUGUAUAUUCUAUAAAGGCAAGAAAUGAUGCCUUAUCUGAAUGUACAAGCAAAUUUGUAACCCAAUAUCCAUGUAUGAUAAAGGGGUGUACAUCAGUUGUUACAAGUGAAAGCAAUAUAAUUAGACAUUAUAAAUGCCAUAAAUUAUCUAAAGCAUUUACAUCACAGCACCGCAAUCUUCUUAUUGUCUUCAAACAGUGUUGCAACUCACAAUUAAAGGAAACCUCUCAGCAAGAAGUUGAUAAGAAUGAUGUCAAAGAAUCUGAUACAUGUGUAUCAGAGAGCAGUGAUAACUCAAGAACAACUACAGUUCUACAGAAGGAAGUUGAAAAAAAUGAAAAAGAUGAAAUGGAUGAACUAACAGAAUUAUUUAUUACAAAACUAAUAAAUGAAGACAACACAAGUGUGGAGACCCAAGCUCAUACAUCUUCAAAUGUAAAUAAUGAUUUUCAGGAAAAUAACCCCUGCCAACCAGAAAAACAAAAAGGAAGUAAUUUGAAGAGAGGUAAUAAAGAAAAAAAUGUCUCCCAAAAUAAAAAGAGGAAAGUUGAAAAGGCUGAACCAGCACCAGCAGUUGAGUUAAGUAAUAAGCAUAAAGAAGAAGAAACUGCUGUUGCAAUUCAAACCACUGAGGAGCAUCCUGCAUCUUUUGACUGGAGCUCAUUUAAACCAAUGGGAUUUGAAGUAUCAUUUCUGAAGUUUCUUGAGGAGUCUGCAGUGAAGCAAAAGAAAAAUACUGACAAAGAGCAUUCAAAUAGUGGAAAUAAAAAAGGAUCCCAUUCAAAUUCAAGAAAAAAUAUUGACAAGACUGCUGUGAGUAGUGGAAAUCAUAUAUGUUCUCAUAAAGAAAGUGAAACCUUUGUACAGUUUGCCAAUCCAUCACAGCUUCAGUGCAGUGAUAAUGUAAAGAUUGUUUUAGACAAGACUCUGAAAGACUGCACCGAGCUUGUCUUAAAGCAACUUCAGGAAAUGAAACCUACUGUCAGUCUGAAAAAACUUGAAGUACAUUCAAAUGAUCGAUCUGUGUCUGUUAUGAAAGAAAUCAGUAUGGGCAAAGCCACAGGGAGAGGACAGUACUGAUAACUAAUGUGCUAUAAAUAUGUCAUUUAGAAUUUUAUUUUAAAUAGCCAUCAAGCAUGCUAAAAUUGUGAAACUUUUUCAUUAUUUUUUGUUAUUGACAUGAAUUAACCUGGCCAAAAAAAAAAGGAGGAAAAAAAAAAACACACAUGACAUUUGUCAUGUAAAACUUUUUUUAUCCCUAUGGGACUUGAAGAACAGAAUCAAAACUUAAGUUAUUGUAAAUAUUGAGCUAAACCUCAAAUUUCUAUGAACCAAUUGUCCUUUUCAUGAACUAAAAUGAAUUAUCUAUGAGAUUGAUUUGUUUCACCAAUCACUGCUCAUGUAUAACAGUACUCUUUGUAGAUAUCUUUUUUGUAUAUAUUUAUUAUUGUAAAUCAUUUGCUGCCACCAGCAGUAUGUAAGUCUAAACUAUUAAAUGACACAUUUAUAUUUGGAAUUUUAAUUUUUAACUAAGCAAGUUUUCAAAACUUCUUUUAUUGUUUUAAAUUAAGAAUUUUUUAAACUAAAACUAGAAACUCUGCCAUAGUUCAUUAAUUUUUACAUAAAACAUUUAUUUACAAGAUGAUCUCAAAAUCACUUUUCACAAAGCAGGCACAUUAAUAUCAACACCUUGCUCUGCUUUGUAAACUUGCCAUCCAGGAUUUUAGGGUGGUAUUUAUGUGAAAUUAAAGCAGAUUCUUUAGCAGUUUCCUAUAGCUACAGUCCCCCCACUCCCUAUGCUUCUAAUUGGAUAUAAAUAAUAUGAUUCCAUGAUAUAUAAUGGAAAUGUGAAUAAAGAAUUUACAUCAAAGAUUUUAAACAUUUGGUAUUAUAAAAAAAAAUCCUUUGUGAAUGUGAUAGAAACUAGUAGUGUGGAGCAGUGUAAAUAUUUGAGGUGGUGAUUUGUGAAGUAGCCCAGUAUUGCCUUAAAUAAAAUCACAUUUCAUUUGUUGUUUUAUACAUGUGAUCUUAUAAAGGUUUUUUUUUUCCCC